Messenger RNA from Spodoptera littoralis (African cotton leafworm), 2652 nucleotides. NCBI's taxonomy places the organism in Eukaryota, Metazoa, Arthropoda, Insecta, Lepidoptera, Noctuidae. The record is from the annotation of a GenBank genome assembly.
AUGGAUUUUACUCCUGAGCUAUCCGCAUUUGAAGGCUUAAUUAUAUCUUUAAACCACACUAACAGUUUUUCAAGAAUAACAUCUAAGGGCGGCAAUGAAGAAAAAGUUAGAAGUAUAAUUGAAAGUAUGACCAGGUUUUUAAAAAAUGAAAAAUAUAUAAAUGAAAAUGGAGUAAUAGACACAAUGGUAUCAAAAACACGAAAGUUUGCGAUGUAUAUUGUUCUGAAUUCUGAUUUAAAAUCUAUUCAAGAGUUGGCAGAAAUGGAAGGAGUUUUUCUAGUCAUACAGUCAAUACCAAACAUUCCGCAAUACCUGAUGUGUGAAAUGUUGUGGAACCUUUGUAUGGAGGACUUUGUUUAUGAAAUUAUUACUUACUGCUAUCCCCCACUUGCAGUGGAAGUGGCAGAAUCAUUUGCAGAGAACUAUAAGUAUUCUGAUCCCACCAAAGAUCUUAAAAAAUUACACAAUUUAUCAGUGGCAAUAUAUUCCUUAAUUUGUAGACUGCACUGUUUUAAAUUUGACAAAGCAACCUUUAGCAAGUUACUAGUCACUAGUUAUGAGACUCUACUAAAAUGUUUAAAAUAUUUCACAAAUCCACCUAAUAAUCACUUAAUAGAGUUGCUAACUAAUGACGAGUUGUACAAGUUUCACGGAAAGAGUUUCAAAACAAUUUUACUGUUGAUAUAUGAAUGUUUUAGCUGCUUUACUCGAGAAGUAAACUCAAGUUGGUGUAAUGAUAUAUACAGGUCCACAUAUAAGGGCAGUUGUUUUAAGUUUAAUCCACCCACAAACAAAGUAUGCGACUGUCCCGACAAAGAUGUAAGAAAUUGCUUAAUGACUUGCAAUGUUAUGUUGUUAGAUAUUUUUCAACAAGUUGUGAUGGGCGUCAGUAUUGAUAUAUUCUGUGCUUGGAGUGAAUUUGAAGAUGACGGUAAAAGUAUGCAACAGGUCAUAGGUGAGCUGUGUCAUAAAGUGAGGACAAAGUUGCUGCAGGUGAAUGGUAUGUCUGAACACCCUGUUGUAGACAUGGUCCAACAGAUGGCUCGUAAACCAGCUGUCAUCAAUGAUAUUAUUAAUGUUACUGAUGCAAACGUAAUCAUUCAGAAUAUUUAUAGUAAUUCCGAAGAUAGAGCCUCUUGGAUACAUGCUCUGGUACAUAAAGAAUUUCUAUGUCAGCAUCUAGAGCUCAUCAAUUUCAUUGAAACCAACUUGCGUGAGUUUGAUAAUGAAGAAUGUGUAAAACUAUACCGCAUGUUCACCAAUUAUGCUAAAAGCAACACAACUAACAGAGAGCAUGUGAUACCAGCAUCUAUCAAGAUAUUCCGGCGCUGCAGUAUAUCAGACAAACAUAAACUGCUUAAAGAACAUUUCAGUGAGAACCAGUUCCAUGACACAAGUGAAGGGGAACAUUAUAACAACUUUGUUACUGAAAUGUUCAAUAAAUUUAUAGCAGACACCGAUUCAGAAUUCAAAGAAGUAUUAGAUGCUUUCUUACUGAACCCCAAAGAAGUUUAUACUAAAAUAUUUGUGUUGGCUGAAGAAAAUGCUCAGCUAACAAAUGCAAUGCUGAAAGUUAUGGAUCUACUCAGGGAUUAUUCUAAUUAUUACUAUGUGACUGAAACAGAGCCUUGUAUUAUAAGUAUAAUUAAGAAAAUUAUUGAUGAAUCGUUAGAUUCGGACAGUAAACAAGAUAAUAUAGUGAAGUUUUUGAGUGGACUGAAGAUAAGUAAUUUACUCCCAGGAACAAAGUUACUCCUUUUAAUUAUAAUGCCACACAUGCACAAAGCUCUUUUGAACAAAGAUAUUGGAAAAAUACAUGUGCAGAUGCAACUCUUGAAUGAGGCCUACACUAUCCGAGAAUUGUUAGAAUACCGGGCUCCUAUGCUCGCCAUGUUGAGUCAAGUCAUGGAGGUGGUCCGCUGGGGAAACAUCAAAGCAUUUGUGCCAAAGGCCUCAUCAACUCUUCAACUCACUUUGAGCUUUCAGAAAGCUUUGAUAGAAACAUAUGAUACUGUAAUUCCAAAUGAUGAAGGUGAUUGGUUGCGAAUCAGACUGAAACGCAAAAAUAUGCAGCCACAAAAUAACUUUUACUUCAGAAAACUAUUAGGUGGGCAAGGUUCCAACUUCUUUCAAGCUGUCAGUGGCAUGCAAGUUGAUAAGGAUACUAAGCGCAGUGAAAUAUCAAUUUGGGCUACCCAGAUUUUAAGUUCAGGCACAUUGGAUGAAUGGUGUGUGGUCUGGGACAACUUGACCCGGCACAUUAACGACAUUGACGUUCUCUGCAUCUUUCACGAAGCCCUGCGCAUGAUUGCGAAGGCAGUUGAGGGGACCCGCACUCCUGCUACGAGAGCCUGUUUGUUUUACUGCAUCCAGAACCUCGUCUACAUCAUACGGUACAAAUUCUUUAAAGUUCCACUGACCGACCGACAUGUCAUAAGUACUGCAUUUAGCUUAUCGAAGUUAUUGGCAGAUACUAACGUAGAAGAUAUUGAUGAAAUCGGAUCCCGACUGAUGCCAUUGUUUGCUUAUCUAGUUGAAAAGAAAAAUAACUACACCACAGAUGUGCCAAGCUAUUUUGUAGAUACUAAUUAUGCAGCUUUAGUAAACCGAGCAUUUAAUGGUGACGCCGGACAAGAUGACGACGAUACGUAA